UCCCUCACCCAUCUAAUCUCUCCCUUCCGCACGACGAACGCCCGUAGUUCAUAAAAGGCGUAUCUUAUCUCCCUUCAUCCCUGGUUGAUUGGUGGAAUCUCUGAACCUGUUGUACUACGACUCUUUUGGACGAAAAACAACGACACGAAGAUGUCUUACCACCAACGCCCUGCCUCUCCGAACGGGAGCAUCGUCAUCAUCCCCGAGCAGCGCAUCCGGCGCUCGCGGGACUACUACCUCGACGGCGCCGACCUCGUAGUUCUGGUCCAGCAGAUCCUCUUCCGGGUCCACUCGUACUUCUUCGAGCGUGAAUCGAUCUACUUCAAGCACCGGCUCUCGUGCCCGACCUCGCCCGGUCAAGACCGCGAAGGCUCUUCCGACACGAACCCCGUCAUCCUCGACGAUGUCUCUUCCGAAGACUUCGGGCGCUUCGUCUCCGUUUUCUACAACCCGAAAUACACGCUCUACGACCACAUGACCGUGCCCGAAUGGACCUCCGUCCUCCGCCUCGCCCACUACUGGCAGUUCCGCGAAGUCAAAGCGCUCUCCGUGCGCGAGCUCCAGACGCACACCAUCGCGCCCGUCGAGAAAAUCUCGAUUUACCAGACGUACAACGUGGACAUCCAGCUCCUCCUACCGGCCUUCAUCGCGCUCGCCGUCCGCCCGGAACCGCUCGCCGUCGACGAGGGCCGACAGCUCGGCUGGGAGACCGCGAUGUCGCUCGCCAAGGCGCGCGAGCUCGUCCGCGCCCUGCCCUCCACCAAGCCCAAGUCCGGCAACAACGCCAACAAGGAAGGCGCGAAGGAGUACGAGACGAACGAGGCCGAAGUGCAGAAGAUCGUCGAGCGCGAGGUGAUGACGACCGUCACGCCGCCCAAACCGGCGCUCCAUAUCAACGGCUCGUUCGCCGGCGCGUCCAAGCAGAACACGCCGCUCACCGCGCACGUCCGCUCGACUUCGAAUCCCUUCUCGCAGAGCUUUCAGCCGUCCAGCGCCCCCUCCACCGAGACCAACGGAGAGGCGAACGGCGACGCCGCCUCCAAGGCCGCCGACUCCGGAAAGGACGUCAACGUCAACGGAAAGGGCGGUGCCGCAAACGGGACGGGAAGCAUCUCCGGACGCCCCAAUACUGGUGCCAACGCCAACGGAAACCGUCGGCAGGGCAGCCAGUCCAACUUCCAGAGCUUCGCCUCCGCCGGCUCCAAGUGAGCCCGCGGUCGCGGAAGGGGAGGAGGCGCGGGCGCCGCAGGAGGUGGAGGAGGUGAAGGACGUGGAUGUGAAGGAGGUGCCGGCACCGAAAGUAACGGAGAAAACGAAAACCAUGUCGAAGGCAGCGCGAUUGCGGGAGGAAAAGGAGAGGAAGGAGCGAGAGGCGGAGGAGGCGGCGCGACGUGCCAAGGAGGAGGAGGAACGUCGCGAGGAGCAGAUGAGAGCUGCGGCGGAGGCGAAGAGGAAGGAGGAAGAGGCCCGGGCCUCGGAGAAGAGGAAGGCAGAGGAGGAGGAGAGGAGGCGCGAGGAGGAGAACGCCAGAGCCAGGCGGGUGGAGGAGGAGGCCAGGCGGGUGGAGGAAGCGGCGAAGAAGCGCGAGCAAGAGGCCAAGCAGCGUGAAGAAGAGGCACAGCAGUGGGCGCAGGCAGCCAAGGAGAAGAGCGCCCAAAGCUCGCCUUCGAAGGAGCUCAAGUCACCGUUCCCGUCCGCUCCUUCCACACCCUCUAAAUCAGGCACCUGGACCGGCCCGCCAGGUCCUGUCAUCACGCCCGUUUCGACCUGGCGUCCGCUUUCUGAGCGCAAGAAAUCGCAAGCGGCGAGCGUCAACGUCGCGGACGUGUUCAGCGACGCCACGGACCCUACCCCUGCGCCGUCCGCAGCGCGGCCCAUACCGUUCCCCGGGUCUUCUGCGACGCGCGAGCCCCCGCCGCGCAUCAUGACACCUCCGCUCUCUGCGCCGUCAACCAAGCCCGUCAUCCCCGCCAGUCUCGCCACACCCCUGGCCAAGAUUGGGGACUGGUUGGGCGGCCGGCGGCCGGGCACGUCGUCACCGCCCAAGCCCGCCUCGCCGGCGUUGCACGGAUCACCGAAGAAGGACACGUCGACACCGUCUGCCGUCGUGGCCACCAGCGCGAAGGACGAGUGGAGCGCAUGGGAGCGGCCGGAGGAGAGGAGCCAGUUCGGAGACCGGUGGAGCAUGAAUGCGGAGAAGGUCGUUGGGGAGAGCGUAGGGUACCUGACUCCCCUCCCACCGUCGUCGACGAAGGACAAGCAGCCGUCACAGGUGAUCGUAGAGACGAAAGUGGAGGAGGAUAAGGCGGGCAAGCAAACCCUGGUCAAGGAGGGUGACGCUGCCAAGAAGUGUGCCUCAGCCGAUGCCGUCAACGAUGCUCUGGGACCAAAGAACGACGCAAAGCCCAUUCCCGGCAAGGAGGGCAAGACCUCGAAGCCUCCAGCGGAGCCGGUCGUUGCCAAGGACAAGAAAGCGACACCUGCCGCAGAGCCCGCGAUCGCAUCCGAGAAAAAGGACGAGAUGCCCGUCGAGCAAGCAGUGGCCGCGAAGGAUGACAAGAGCGCGAAGCCCUCCGCGGAUGGUGGAAAGGUCGGUCAGAAUGCCGGUGCGAACGUCAAAGAGAGCACCGCUUCCAAGGGCCCGGAGACUACGUCCAAAAAGAGCAAGAAGAACAAGAAGGGGAAGGGUGGUGCUGCUGAGGAGAAGGCGAAGGAAGUCGUCGCGCCUGAUCCUGCCCCUGCCCCCUCUCCUGCCCCUGCUUCUACUCUCGCUGCUGUACCUCCUACCGACGCCACAGAUGUCUCAGCUACCAAUGCUAUAUCCGACACUCUUGACUCUAUUGCUAUCCCCGCGAAAGCUGAGGCCAACACAGCUAAGCAGCCUGAGUCGAAGCCCGAUGUUCAGGCUAAGACGAAGGGCAAAAUGAAGGGCAGCAAGGACGAGCCGCUUCCGCCUGUAUCCGACUCCAACAAAACCCCCUCUGUUCCCGUCUCCACGCCAGCCAAAGACGCAGACGUAGAAGCACCCGAGUCCGAGACCGUCGGACCACUCACCAAGGCUGCCAAGAAGAGGGCCAGGAGAAAGCAAAAGGGUACGGCCCCGGACGACGAAGCCCCUGCGACCGAGUUGGCCACCGCGAUUUUGGUCAAAGGAACGGUCACCGAAGGUUCUGCUCCUGAGACGGUUCCUGAGCUGUCAACUACGGAGAUCGAGCCGGAGAGUCACGCGCAGGAUAUCGUUCCUGAGACUGUACCGAAGAGCCCUGUACCCGAGACCCCUGCAGAAGAAACCACCCCCGAGAUCCUUGCAACGGAGGCCCAUGCCGCGGAGAGCGCACCGGAAAUUCCCGCCAGCACCAUUGAGACGGCCGCCCACGAAGCUGCGUCCGACCAACCUGUGUCGGACACUGCGCCAGAAAUUCCCGUCAACGGCGAGCCGCCUGCGACGAAGGCUAAGGCCAAUGAUCGGGAUUCAUCGACAGGAGUUGCUCUUAUGGGUGAUACGAAGGCAGCAGAGGAUAGGAAAGCGGCGGGUGAUACCAAGGUGGCAUGUGAUCCCAAACCGGUAGAUGAUCCCGAGACGGUGGACGAUCCCAAGGUGUCAAGUACUUCGCAAGAGGUUCCUCUCCAGAAUGACACGAAGACUGAGCCUCUUGCGACAACGACGGCGGAAGGAUCACCAUGGAAGAGCGCCCCACCUGUAAUAGAGGGUAUGGGCGGCGUAGAGAACAGCGACGGCUCUCAAGCGAGUCCGUCGAGGGAUCAAGCUGCCCAGGCGAUUUCCGCCACCGAGCACCCUUCCGAUCCCGCGACGAAGGAGAUGCAGGAAGCGCCCACGCCCGCCAUGGAGGAAAUCACGAAGGCUGUACCGCAGACAAUUCCAGCGUCGCAAGAAGAGGUACCUCACGCAUCUGCCGUCACACCACCAGCGGAAGCAGGCAAGACUAUGGAGUACAAGACGAAAGAUUCGCCGGUGGCACAUGCACCCGGUCAGGCGGUGACAUCUCCCGUGAUUACAGCAAAGCCGACAUCAUCGGAUUCGCAGAGGAAACUCAAACCGUCUGCAAGUUCCGUUGCUACUAGCGGAGAGACGAAAUCCGGGGGAAACACGUCGAACAAGUCUUCGUCUAGCGGGUCGAACCCUCCAUUGCCCACCAGAGAGGUAGAUGAGACAUUGACAGAUGCAACUCAAAUGUUGCAGGAGGCCCGUGCGGCGCCUGUGACCGCUUCCCUCCCACCAGUCAAGCCUGGUACUCCAGCCAAACGAUUGUCGUUGACUGAAAGGCUUGCUGCUGUUGGCAACAAAGGCAAAGCGGAUUCAUCGACGGAUAAGACAAAAUCCGAAGAACAGACCAAGAAGGCCAAUUUACCGAGCAACCCUAUCCCUCAUAGUACGACUGACCAGAAUAUGGGUGACACCGCGGUUGCGAAAAUGCUUCCUUUCGCUGCGGCUGGGCCUACAGACCUUACUUCUACUUCUGCUACGGGCACAGACGCCAUUUCUCCGACAACGGUGGAUCACUUUUCCCAGGCCAAAUCGGAGCCCGCCUCGCAGUCGACACUCGCUCUGGAGAGCGCAUUGGUUGACGUCGCCUCCGCUCCAUUGCCCUCGCCUCCAAGCGGCGGCGUCUCUGCCCCUGCGGAGGAGCAUAUCGCUGAAGUCGACCCAUGGGGCGAUGCUACAUCGCUCGAUGUUCCUCCCGAUCCAGAAGUCGAGGCGAUUGCCGAUCAGUUCGCAGGUCUCAAAGUCGGCUAUGGACAAGUAGAGCCCGUAAUUUCCCCGGCUAACAAAAAUAGCGCAGCCAAGGAUGCAUCCAUCGCUACUACUGCGCUCGAGACCGUCGCAUUGAACCCUUCGAACCAUUCGACCGGAUUGCCUCCACUCACGUCGUCGUCCAGUGUUGCAACGUCAGCAUCAGCAGCGCCGCCAGAUACCUCUGGGGCUCAAAAGUCGAGCGCUGUCGAUGCUACAAGCGCGACAUCUGUUGGCGAUGCAUCUGCAGAGGAACGGACGAAUCUGAACCCCGCAUCUCCUCCUAGUGCUGUACAAAACCUGGCUAGCGAAGCUAUUGACCGUUCCCUCGCGGUUGAAAAUCUGCAAGCUAGUGGUGGUGAAGCCACAUCGUCCGCUCCUGCUCCGAAUGAACUCGCUCAGGUCACGGACAGGGCACCUGAGCCACAGACUUCCUCGAAGGACGCCUCAGUCACUGACACGAAAAGUACCCCGGGUUCCGGUCCCGCCGAGGGUGCGGAUCCACUCGCUUCAGCAGCGCAAUCAGCCGAGGCGAAACCCCAACCUGACCAGCCUCGUGAAAAGCCCAACCUCGCCAAGCUCACCGUAUCUUCCGCAUCCGAUAGCCGACCUAGUACACCCGACUCUGUUCAAUCCCCCGUCCCGUCCGAAUCCGGCGCGGUCCUGACGCCCGCGCAGAAAAGGGCGGCCAAGAAGGCCAGGCAGGCGGAGAAGAAAGCAGAAGAGCGGUUGAAGCAGCAAGAAGAGCGGUUGAAGCAGCAAGAAGCGCUGGAGGCCAGAAGGCGCGAGGAAGAGGAGGAGCGGAGGAAGGCGGAGGAGGCGGAACGCACGGAGGAGACAAAACGUGCGGAGGAGGCACGACGUGCGGAAGAGGCGAAGCGUGCCGAGGAGGCGGUGUCGAGGCGGGCGACGGAGCCGAGGCGGGCAAUCGCGCAGGACGCGGAACGCAAAGCAAAGGUUUUGACUAAUGCACAAAGUGCUGCGAGAGCGCCAGCUGGUCCCUGGGCGAAGGGCCCUCCUGGACAGAAUGCCUGGGGCUCCAAAUCAGCAUCGAAGCCAGCGCAGGUACUGCCCAACCCGGUGACGACGCCGAAGGAGGCUCAACCUUCCGGUCCGCGCAGUUGGCUAAGUUCUUUCGCCAAACAGGUCGAAGGGAAACUUGAAGGGUUAAUCAACGGGGAAGAGACUGACACAAGUUCGACAUAUGAAGACGCACGCAGUGAUAUGACCGAACGAUAACAACGUAAUUCUGACGCAUUUAUAUGAUAUGUGAUUGAACGAGUUGAAUGUGUCAUACUUGCUUGACAUCAAGCCGCUGUGUUUGAUGGUCUGGACGACAGAUGUCGAUGUAGUUCUUGUAUGAGUCCAUGGAGG
Punctularia strigosozonata HHB-11173 SS5 is the source of this 6127-nucleotide messenger RNA. RefSeq lists its product as uncharacterized. The record is from RefSeq and is a predicted model, not a curated record. Gene Ontology annotation, molecular function: protein binding. The coding region runs from base 151 to 1209 and encodes 352 amino acids. The transcript has 7 exons. NCBI's taxonomy places the organism in Eukaryota, Fungi, Basidiomycota, Agaricomycetes, Corticiales, Punctulariaceae.